Molecule: messenger RNA, 408 nt
Organism: Balaenoptera acutorostrata (minke whale)
Lineage: Eukaryota; Metazoa; Chordata; Mammalia; Artiodactyla; Balaenopteridae
Exons: 2
Coding region: 1-315 (104 amino acids)
Source: RefSeq, a predicted model, not a curated record
AUGAUGUCGAGCGGCCGCCGGCUCCCGCCGCCUCUCGCCGCGCCCCGGGCUCGGUCCGGGGCCGCCGCUGCGCCCUGGAGCGCGCCGCGCCGCCGGGGUCCCGCUCUCCCGCCGCCCGUCCCCCGGGCCGGGCUCCUCCCGCCUUCUCCAGGCGCUGCUCCCACUUCAGGCGGCCCCUGCCAGCUGCAACAGACAAAUCGCCGAAGCGGGGGAGACAUUCAGGGCUUCGGGAUGCUGAAGCCUCGGGGUCCCCAUUCCCGAGCCCAACCCGCGCGCCGCCUGCGCGUGGCGCAGUUACUUUGGCUGUGUGGCUGACAGGGUCUUCAUGCUCCGGCCGGUGUCAGGCCUGUGCCUCUGAGGUGGGAGAGCUGAGUUCAGGACAUUGGCCCACCAGAGACCUACCGGCUC